AUGAGCUCGUCAUCAACCUCAGAGGGCGCUCGAGCUCGCGACGAGCAGAUCCUCGCAGCCAAGAAGAAGCUCAAGAGCUUCCGUGCCAAGCAAGCCCAGAUGGCGCGAGCUCAGUCCACUGCUUCGACCAGCGCCAAGCCCGUCGUCGACGUGGCUGCCCCCCUUAUGGCCGAGCUCGAUGCCCAGAGCCAACAAAAUACCUGCAGACAUAGCCGGACCGCCUCGCGCGGUGGUCAUGGCCGCGGGCAUUCGCGAGCCGGAUCCAUCUCCAUCACCGGCCAGGCAUUAGCAUCCCAGGUGGCCGCCUCUGCAGCCGUGUCGACGAGUUCCCGGCCGUUUUCGACCCACAACGCCUCGGCCAGCCACCUUCGAUCCCACUCCCGCUCGGGCUCGCGGAGUCUUGCCACCCGCUCGCGACCAAACAGCCUUCUGCUCGGCGGCCGCAAGGACGACGCGGUGCUGCUUGCGGUCGAGCACCCCGCCGGCGUCGACCCGCUCGGCGACUGGCGCGAUGUGUCUGGUUCCCCCCUGCAGUCGUCUGGGACGGCUGCGGAUCGAUCCCAGCAGAUCGCCGACGCAUCCUCGCUCUUCACGCGGCCGACACCCGCUGCGGAUCCGGAAUCUGCAGCAGGUCCAGCCUCGACGGCAUCGACCUCGAAGCAGGAACGGCGCCAGAGCCGGCACGCUCGCAGGACCAGCGUCGCCACCAAGCGCGAGAGCAUGGAGAUCAUGGGAGGCAUCGGGCUGGGUGUCGCCGUUUCGCCCUCGUACGAUUCGCUCGCCUCGAGCCGCCGCCGCAGCUCCAGGAUGUCCGGGCUCCCAUCGGCGAGCGUCCUGUUCGGAGUGCCCGACGCCAGCGACGGUAGCAAGCCGUCGCAGCCUAACUGGGACUGGAAGACUGCGUUCGCCAACGCGGAAGCCGAAGAGCCGGAAAACGAAGAAGGUCGCUUGACGGCGCUCGAAAAGCUCGAAGGUCGCGUGCAACCGGCCGCGAUCCCGGCUGGCGGCCAGUCUGGUUCUCAGUCCUGGCAGUCUCGCCGCAUCUCUGGCCACCAGCGGCAGAGCAGCGUGCAGCUGCCCAGCUUCGACGACAUGCACGGCAGCGACGGCAUGGACCGUCGCGCGAGCAUCCAGCUCCUCGAGUCAAACGAGAAGACGACAUCAGAGGCGUCGUCGCCCGGCGCGCGCGAAGGCCGCCGCGGCAGCCUGACCGCACCCGCCACCAACUCGCUCCCGCCCAGGUCGCCCACCUCGCCCCUGACGCUCAUCACGUCAAAGCGCCCCGGCUCGAUGAUUGUGCACCCGGAAGCCAUCCAGCCCGAGGGCCUCGGCACCCUGAUGGAGGAAGAGGAGGAGGAGGAGUCGCUGUCGCCGGUCCGCGAGCGAAGGAGCUUCGACACGCCCCUAAGCGGCUCGUCUAGCCUCGACGAUGAGUUGCGCAGGCAGAGACGUGCCGCCGAGGAGGAGACCAUCAAGAAGAACCGCCGUGCCAGCUUGACGCCGCGACCGCUCAAGCUCAAGUCCCGGCCACCGAGCCUGUACCUUGCGCCCAGCUUCGGCGCCAUGUCGGCCAGCCACUCGCUCCCCACGCUGAGCCACUCCAACCCCAACUCUUCCGGCAUCGCCAGCCCUUACUCGAACGACACGGACAAGACGCCGCGCCUUGAGAGCGACGCGCUGCUGCCGUCGGAGCCGCUGACGCCCAAAGUUGUCGACGACGCGCCCGCGAGGGACUCUCCGACCCUGGUCAAGAGUUGGUCGUUCGCCAACGCCCAGCAGAAACUCGCCAGCCAGGCUGCGACCGAUGUGACCCCGGAGAGCAGCACCGACUCGGCAGUGCAGCGCGAGGUCACCCGCGCCUACCGCACCUCGAUGGUCUUCAGCCCUCCGACGACCAACGUGCCAACGGCCGGUCCGCCCGCGCCUCGCGAGCGUCAGGGCAUGCGCACGCUGAGGCUCGGCAGCCACCAGUCUUCGCUCGCGUCCCUCAGCUCCGUCGCAGAGUCGAACGUCUCGUCCUCGGACAGCAUCGGCCAAUCGAUCGCUUCGAACCGUCGGCGCAACAGCAUCAUCCGCGCAGACUCUGGUUCCGUCACGCUCACGCAGGAGGAGCUCGGUAACGGACUGCCCAGCUCCGCGACGCCGAGGAACGCGCGCCGGAGCUCGAUCCACUACAAGCCGUCCGGCCAGCACAGCGCCAGCGAUUCGGUGGGCGGGCACUUUGCCACCCCUUCGCUCGCCAGCCUCGGUGGCGUGCCGAUGGCCGUGCACGACGAGCUCAAGGCCAAGGCCAGCCGCGACGCUGCUCUGCUCGAGAGCACCAAGGACCAGCUCGAACGUCUGCAACGCGAGCUGGUGCUUGAGACCGAGCGCAGCGCGCGCGAGUUCGCUGAGCUCAAGCAGUCCAGCGGACAGGAGCAGACCGCCCUCCGGUCGCGUGUCGAUGAACUCGAGACCGCCGUCGCGGAGGCCACGCAGAAGGUCGCGGAGCUGGAGCGCGAGCUGUGCGCCACGCGGGAGACGAUUGAAGAUCUCGAGGCGGAGCGAGACGUCCUGCGGGACGACGUCGAGGGAUGGCGAUCGCGCUGCCAGGACACCGAAAAGAGCCUCCGAAGCGAGCGCUCCAAGCUCGACGACCAACGCAAGCUCAAGAACGCCGCCAAGCUUCGGAUCCACCAGCUGACCCAGGCGCUGGAGAAGGAAGGCAUCGCCAUCCCCGCCGACGAGGUCAACGUCGUCCAGGCACUCGACGAGAUCCAGCUCGACGUCGUCUCCGUCCUGCGCAGCCCCGCGCUCGGCUCGGCCAGCCCCGUCCUGGGCGGCGGCUACUUUUCGCCCGCCGCGGCCGACCCGCCGCCGAUGACGAUCAAGCUGCUCGCCGACAUGCGCCAGCAAAUCUUCAACCUUGCUGGCAGCCUCGAGCAUGAGCGAUCCGAGCACCUCAAGGCCAAGGACGAGCUCGCUCGCCUGCGCGAGGAGCAGCUGCAAAGGAGCCAGUCGUGGACCAGCGCCAGCUUCGCCACCUCGGACACCGCCGACGAGAUCCGUGAGAGCCACCGCGACCUGCCCGCAUCGGGCGGUCCGACCCCGGAGAGGAGGCGCACCAGCAGCGGCGCCUCGGUUGUCGGCAAGAACAAGCGCCACGUCUUUGCCUACGACAGCAGCAUGGGCAGCUUUGGCCAAAGCACCACCAGCCUCGGGUCCGCCAGCAUGUCGAUGACGACCGAGGAGCCGGCCACCGACGACGAGCGCAGCCAUGGCUCGCCAUCGACCAAGCAACCCUUCCUGGAAGCGGACGAGGCAGCCACCGGCCUGGGCAUGGGCUCGUUGCAGACGCUCGACGAGAUCGAGGAGGUCUCGGAAAGCGGCGUCGAGGACAGCAGCACCGCCGGCGUCAGCACCGACAGCACCGACGAGGACCGCCAACCUGUCGAGAUGGAGACUGACCGGACGUGGGCCGACAUCGAGGCCGGCAUUGUUGAUGACCGCCCAAGCCUCGACGUCUCCGAGUCGAGCUUUGGCGACCGCCAAUACGAGGAUGCCGCUUCGCCGAUGCCGCUGCACUCGGAGAAGUUCUCGUCGCCUAUGCACAGCCCGGCUCCGCCGUCGUCGUCGGCGACAUUCGUCCCGCACCCGGGCAACCCGAACCACGGCUUCCGCUCGACGGGCAGCUCGCUCGAGAGCAACGACGGGCCGGCGACGCCUCCGCUCGACCACCAUCACAACCGCUUCCUCGGCGACGAUGCCAGCACGGCGUCUAGUCGGUGCCCCAGCCCGCGGCCGGAGUUUAUCCCUGACUGGAACUUUGAGAUGGCGAUCCGGCGCGGUCGCCUGUCGCGCUCCGACAAGAAGGACGCCGCCAUCGAGGACUUCUUUGGCAUAAUGCACGAGGGCAGCCUGCCACCCCUGACGACGUCGCAGGAGCCCAUCGACAUGCCUCCGAUCCGCCUCAACGCCAGGGGCGAGGCUGCCAUUGUCCCGCGCAGUACCGGCACGCGCGUCGCCUCGACCGUCGGCCGACGACCGCCGGUGGCCAGGAGCGCCUACGCGCGCGAGAGCUUCUCGGAGAGCAGCGGCAGCCCCUACGGCAGCUUCCAGGCGCGCGGCGGCGACCACGAGUCGUUCUCGGCCGCCUCGAGCGCCGCUGCGUUUGGCUCGCGGGCGCUGAGCCGGAUGAGCCUCCAGGGCCUUACGAGCGCAUUCAGCGGGCUCAGCGGCUACCUGACCAACCAGAGCGGUGCAGCCGUCACCGCCGCGGCGGCCGCCACCAAGAUGUGCGGACCCGGAGAGAUGGCCGAGGCCGACAGCGUCCAUGCCAGCCUGAGCUGGACGGCGCAGCGACGUGCAUUCGAGGAUGGCAACGCCGAGGCCGAGGCCGAAGCCGCCGCCUUCUAUGGUCCCAGGUCGGCCAACUCGCUCUUUGCCCGCGACAUGGUCCCUUCCCCCGACGCCUUCUCGACCUCGAGCAAGGCCAGGAAGACCGCAUCUCGAGCGUUUGUCGAUGCCGCGACCAUCCCUCCGCCGAUGGCCACGCCCGUGUGGCAGCUCGACUUUAGCCGCUCGUCGAUGGGCGGGCCUGUCUUUAGCCUAUGA
Molecule: messenger RNA, 4593 nt
Organism: Pseudozyma flocculosa PF-1
Lineage: Eukaryota; Fungi; Basidiomycota; Ustilaginomycetes; Ustilaginales; Ustilaginaceae
Exons: 2
Coding region: 1-4593 (1530 amino acids)
Source: RefSeq, a predicted model, not a curated record